Messenger RNA from Erythranthe guttata (spotted monkey flower), 1932 nucleotides. RefSeq names its product Tetratricopeptide repeat (TPR)-like superfamily protein. Gene Ontology annotation, molecular function: mRNA binding; protein binding. Gene Ontology annotation, cellular component: mitochondrion. NCBI's taxonomy places the organism in Eukaryota, Viridiplantae, Streptophyta, Magnoliopsida, Lamiales, Phrymaceae. Gene Ontology annotation, biological process: RNA processing; mitochondrion organization. The record is from RefSeq and is a predicted model, not a curated record.
UGUGGUUUGCUAUGUGAUUCAAAUUCACUCAAAAUGAAGAGAAAUUUGAGAUGCACACCUUCUCUAUUUCUUGCUCUCCGUGAUAAAAUCCAUGGCGUUGAUCACAACACACCGCAGUAUAUCCAACACCCUCUUCGUUAUCUAUCCAGACAUCUCUCCGCCACCACUAAUUUAAGCUUUUCCAAAUCCGCCAUUGACAACCCUAUCACCGGACCCGCCAUUUACUCAUCUUUUUCUUCCUCCGCCGACGGCCAAGAAGAAGAAUCCCACAGUGACCCAGAACAUGAAUUCGAUAGCGGCGGCGAUGAAGCCACGACGGCUGACGAGAACGCCGACGACCAAUGCUGUUCCCGUGAUUUGGAAGCCAUUGCGGACAUUCUUCGAACACCUGGUGUGCACGAAAAGAGCAGAAAGCUGGAGCACUGCGGGGUCAAUGCUUCGCCGGGAUUAGUCGCCAACGUGCUCUCCGGCACGCGCAACGACUGGGAAGCAGCGUUCACCUUCUUCCUGUGGGCCGGCAAGCAGCCGGGCUACGCCCACUCCCUCCGCGAGUACCACUCCAUGAUAGCCAUCCUCGGAAAAUUCCGAAAAUUCGACACCGCGUGGGCCCUAAUCGACGAGAUGCGAGCCCAAUCCCUCGUCACACCCCACACCCUCCUGAUCAUGAUCCGCCGCUACGCCGCCGUGCACGACGUCGGCAAGGCGAUCGGAGCCUUCUACGCCCUCCGGCGGUUCAAGUUCGACAUCCGCCUGGAGGAGUUCCAGCGCAUGCUGGCCGCCCUGUGCAGGUACAAGAACGUGAAAGACGCGGAGCACAUGCUCUUCUGCAACAAAGACGUGUUCCCUCUGAACACGAAGAGCUUCAACAUCAUCCUCAAUGGAUGGUGCAACGUGAUCGGCUCCCUCCGCGAGGGCCAGAGAAUCUGGAACGAGAUGGAGACGCGAGGCGUCAAACCUGAUGUGUACUCGUACUCCAGCAUCAUGUCCUGCUAUUCGAAAGCCAACCAUCUGAACAAAGUCGUCAGACUCUACGAAAAGAUGAAGUCUUUAGGCGUAAAACCCGACAAGAAAGUCUACAACGCCGUAAUUCACGCUCUAGCCAAAGGGAAGCUUCUGAAAGAAGCUUAUAAUGUGAUGAAAACUAUGGAGGACGAGGGUUUCAAACCUGAUGCGAUCACCUACAACUCACUCAUCAUGCCGCUCUGCAAGUCACGGCUAUUGGACGAAGCCCAACAUGCGUUCGACGAAAUGACUGAGAGAGGCCUGCAACCCUCAAUCCGAACGUACCACGGUUUCUUUCGUGCUUUGAGAACAGGGGAGCAAGUAUUUGAGCUCUUGCGGAAAAUGUCUGCUAGCGGGUGCAGUCCGAGCCACGAGACGUAUAUAAUGCUGAUAAGGAAAUUCUGCCGGUGGCGCCAGCUGGACGACGUGUAUAAGGUGUGGGGUGAGAUGAGCAAGAAUGGGCUCGAUCCAGAUAGAAGCUCGUAUAUUGUGCUGAUACACGGUCUUUUCUUGAACGGGAGAUUGGACGAGGCCCAUAAGUACUACUUGGAAAUGAAGGAGAAGCAGUUCUUGCCGGAGCCGAAAAUUGACGAGGUGCUUCAGGCUUGGGUGGCUGGUAAAGGGGAUGGAGAUUUGAAUGUGGUUGUGUCAAAAGAGAAUCGAACGGUUUGUAGUGAAGUUGGAGAAAAGGUGAGGGGUAAAUCUGGAAAAAGUGAAAAAAGUCGGAGGGAGAGUGAUUUUCUCAGACAACCGGAAUCGAGAAGCGUUACGAGGGAACGAGGCUUCUCUUUCUGGGAUUAGUUAGCCGUUUGUUUGCAACUGUUUUAUUUAUUUACUUUAUAUUUGAAUAUCGAGAUUAUUAUAUAUUUUAUGUUGUAGGUGACUAGAAAAUUGUAAUAUCCGAAUUCAGCCAAUUACGAUUUGGACCAA